CCCGUACAAAAUUUUACCUUUUUACCUUUUGGCCUUUACCCUUUCGCUACAUUUACAUUUUUGUCUCUCACUCUCUCUUCUCAUUAUUCUGGACCAAAGACGACUUUCAAACUCCUUGAAAAAGAAACGCUUCUUCUCUUUCCCCUCAUCUGCCUCUCCUUUCUGAUUCUCUGCCACUUCUUCUUUCUUCUUCACUCUCUCUCCGCGGCGGAGAGAAGAAAUAGACGAAAUAGAGAAAGGAAACGUUUUUAUCGUUGAUGAUCAGAGUGAAAACCGUGGCUUACGAAGCUUAAUAGUCGGUUCUUGGCAGAAAACAGAGUGGAACACAGAGGAAUAUGGGUUCAUGUGUAUCAGUUCACAAGGCCGCUGGGACGCCAGAGUCCGCCAUGAUGGGUGUUUCGUUUGGAAGUUCCAAAGGGGACAAGCUCGAGAAGCUCAUCGUCCUCCCUGAAUCCCCUGUCAAGGAAAAGCUCGUCGCUUCCGCCGUAACCGUCGAUGACCUUCCAAUCAAGCGCUUCCACAGCUACGGCAGUAAAGAGGAUACAUUCUUUGAUUCCCAGCCCUGGUUGGAAUCUGAUGGUGAAGAUGAUUUCCACAGUGUCAGGGGUGAUUUCACCCCGUCUCGUGGGAGCACUCCAGUUCAUCACAGUUUUGCAAUAGGAACCCCUCAAAAGAACAAACCGGUGCUCGAGGUGACACCUCCUGAUCAUUCAAUACCCGAGCCAUCCCCUACAGGAAAGAAGAAGAAGAGACUUUCUGAACUUUUCCAAGACAGCAUGAGGGAGCGCAGUACAGAAGACAAUGAAUCCACUCCCAAAUCUGCGGAGGACACACCAUAUAUCUCCGGUGUCAACUCUGUCUGCAGCAGCGAAAGGACUCCCAAUGGGAAAGCUCUAGUGGAAGAGAAAUGGUUUAACAAGUCGAUGCAAGGUUGCCUCCCAAGCUUGGUCUCCUGCCAUAGUUUUAGUUAUAGGAAGAAGAAGAUGAUGAGCCCCCCAGCAGCUGUGGCAGUAAAUGGUGUGGCUUAAUGACGAAGUCAUCCAUCUUGGUUCACAAUGCUUAUGUAUAUCGAUCUUUUCUACGACUUCACUCUUUGUCAGCCAGAUAAUGUAUAGUACCCCCCAUGAGACUAAAGGGCAUGAAAAUGAAGUUGAGGCAGCAGGAGGAUUAAAACCUCUCACAUCAUCAACCCCCUAGUGAAGGUUAUGUGACAUCCUCAAGCUCAUAGAUUUUUCUUUCUUUCGUUUCCGAAGGAUAUAUCAGUCACUCUCAAAUAAUGAGCUUGUAGUGGUGAUGACAUUGAUCUUCAUGUAUCUAUGAUAACUACAAGGAAGAGAUCUUUAUUUAAUCCUUCUGCAGGCAGUCAGAAUCCUGCAGAGUAUUCACAUAUAGCUUCUUUCUGUUGACGAGUAAUGCUUGCUAUCCAAGGAAAAAAAACAUGCAUCUCAUUCCCUUGUGAUGGUUACUUGUGAAAGGAGAAAAGGGUAACCAUUCCAAAGGUGAUGAACUUGAUAGAAGAUGAGAAAUGACAAUUUGCCAGGAAACAGGCAAAAGGGCACAUCCUAGUCCGUGUCCAUUAAGGAUUGCUGAUCUCAGGAAAAAGGAGAUGGGCUAUCAGGAUUUUCCCAAGUCCAGAAGCUACUAAACUGCAAGCUGUUAUAUGAGACGUCUGUGAGAAAAGCUUGUAGUCACAUAAAUCAUGUGUCCCCAGAAAGAUGAUCUUCCACCUUUCUUUUCUCAUGUAUGUGAUGUGGGCACAAGAUAGAUGGGACCAUAAUACUACAUGCUUGCUUGUUUCAGAGGUCACCUUUCUCUUUAGUCUUUGGAGCCUUUAGGAGAUUGCAAAAUCAGGAACUCAAG
Molecule: messenger RNA, 1860 nt
Organism: Linum tenue
Lineage: Eukaryota; Viridiplantae; Streptophyta; Magnoliopsida; Malpighiales; Linaceae
Source: the annotation of a GenBank genome assembly